This is a messenger RNA of Emericellopsis atlantica, 810 nucleotides long. RefSeq lists its product as uncharacterized. The transcript has 3 exons. NCBI's taxonomy places the organism in Eukaryota, Fungi, Ascomycota, Sordariomycetes, Hypocreales, Bionectriaceae. Bases 1 to 810 code for a protein of 269 amino acids. The record is from RefSeq and is a predicted model, not a curated record. Gene Ontology annotation, molecular function: protein binding.
AUGUCGCUUCACCACGAGCGAGCGGCGUCUGUCGAGACGCUGCCCAACGAGAUCAUGGUCACCAUCCUCGACCCCUUUGCCACAACUGAGCUUCUCCCACUGGCCGCCGUCAGCCAUCGCUUCCAUCUGGUCAUCACGCGCCUCCUUCAUCGCCGUCUCGUCAACGUCGCCUCCCUGUCUAGCAAUGAUCUCAUCCUCGAGUGCUAUCACCCAAGCGCCAAGAUCACGACCCCUUAUCUUGCCUGUCGUCAUCUCGGCACCUCCACGCGAGGUGGUGAGAUCAGCGAUGCGGGACAUGUUGAGGCGCAUGAUCUGAAAAGGAUGUAUUCGUCGUUCAAGCCCGUCAUUGCAGAGGAGAACCGUCGUCGUCGGGUUGACGGUGAAAUCGUCGACGACACGGCAACGGAGAUGAUCUCGCUCGACGAAGGCAGCCUCUUCUCACAGCUCUGCGCGCAGAUCAACCUCGUCAAGGUGGGCCCCAGACCGGGUCUGUUCACCAGCUGCGUGCCCAUGAGCGAGGGCGUGAUCAGAACCUGGCGGGAGUGGCUUGCGCAAGAGGCAGACGGUCGUGGCGACGGUAUCCUGUGGCUGGGAACCGACCAGGGCGUUGGUCUUCGAUUCCGCGUCACGCAUGGCGCCUCGGAUCGGAUGCCUGUCAUCUCUGGGCCAGAUGACUACCCGCCCAUCACGUACAAGCUCGAGUACCAAGAACUCAUCGUGCGCACGCGCAAGCUCCUCAUCGCAGCUGAAGAAGCCGAGGUCCAGCAUUUCUCGAAUUCAGGUAAAGCCAUAGUGAUCGCUUCCAUGUAG